AUGAGCAGCCGCCACGCGUACACGCUGCCUGUCACGUCGGCGAAUUAUGUACCUCUUGGAACAAGAGUUUUGUCAUUUGGAUCGCGUCUCGCUUGCAGGAGUGUCGGAAUAGUUUGUGAAUGCGGCGCCAUCAUCCAGGGCAAGUGCACUCCUGAGGAGAUCGAGAGACACAGAGCCUCCAAUCGCCACCAGCGCAACAUGCUCCGGCACAGCGGCAAGGAGGUGGUGGCUUGUGAGGAGGUCUCUGAAUAUCGUGAUGCUGCUCUGGCACUGGUAAACUCGAAUGAUGUGGUCCUGGAGGUCGGCUCGCAUGUCGGCGGCACCACCAAGGUUAUUGCAACCAUGGCCGGCCGUGUGGUGGGUGUGGAUCAGCAGCCGGAGCUUGUGGCGCAAGCUCGAGAAAAUCAUCCAGAGAUCCAGUUCGAGAAUUUCGACGCCUUCGAUUCCACGAAGCUGAUGGCGCUGACAAAGUCCCUUCAGCCGCAACGAUUCACAAAGGUUUUCAUCGACAUCAGCGGAAGCAGGGACCUGGCUACGGUAUUCAGAAUGAUGGACUUGGUGGACAAGAUCAUUGGCCCUGAUGCCAUGGUUGUGAAAUCACAGGCGGCUGCAGUGAGUGUCCAUGCCUGA
Messenger RNA from Effrenium voratum, 630 nucleotides. Lineage: Eukaryota; Dinophyceae; Suessiales; Symbiodiniaceae. The record is from the annotation of a GenBank genome assembly.